GCCGUUUCACAAGUGGAGCAGUCAGUGUGAGUAGAAGAGGAAUUCGUGAGGCCCUGCUGGUGUCUACAAGGAGUCCGCUGUCAAGAGCUACGUCCCCAUCAGAAAACCAGAAAGAGUUGCAGACAUGGCAGUUCUCAACCAAUGUUGCUGUGGGUGUUCCCUGAAGACUGGCACCAUCAUCAUUGCCGUCUUGUAUGUGGUGAGUACACGAGGAAAAAAAAAAAAAGACAUCAUAGCAAUUGAAGUAAUGUGGCUUCCUUGAAUUGACAACUUCACCUGACUGCUGUACUUCACUACUGCCCUCUUUCCCAAUGCCAACUGAUUUUCUUUUAAGCUGUCUGCUUUUCCACUGGUUUGAUGCACCUUUGCCUAACCUUUACACCCCUACCUAAUUGUUACCAUAUCCAACAUACUCCAUAGCCUCUUCGCAUAUUCAAGUCCUCUUUCUACAAGCCUAUUUUCCCCUCCACUGCUCCUUCCACUUCCAUUUAUACUAUUCCUGGAUACUGUAGCAGAUAUUCCAUCAACCAGUCCCUUCUUCUGUUUUGAUCCUUUCAUACACUUUUUUCACUACAUAUUCUACUUAGAACAUGCUUAUUCGUUGGAACUGUUUGCCCACAGAGUUUCUGACAUUCUUCAAUAGCACUCCAUUUCAGAUGACUGCAAUUUCUUCUCCUUCAUCAUUUUCUCCUAACUGUUCGGAAUUACAGUGCUCCAUGUUUCAUUUCUCCAUAAUGCAGCAUCCCAGAUGUACACUUCAAGGAACUGAUUUCCCACUUCCCAUAUCAUCAAAUCUUGUCAACAGAGCUUUUUGAAGAAACUUAUUAGCCUAUGCCAGCAUUCCACUGUUGCCUUCCUUGUUUCAGCCAUUCUGUGUGACCUUUUGUGCUAGAUGGAAGUAUAUCACUUGGUGUUCAGAAAGUAACUAUUCACCUUUGACUUUCCUUUGUUAACCCCCCACAUUGUGUUCUGCAAAAGUUUACUGUGUGUGCCUUUCCACAGCAACCCUAAGUUGUUCUUACAUCCACACAGAAAGGUUAUAUUGUCUGUGAACUAUAAUACUGGCAAAUGUUCUCCUUGGGCAUUUACACAUUUUUGAAGUCUGUCCAAUACUGGUAACUUAAAACUGUAUGAGAGAUGCACAGUCACCUAUAGGGUGUCACAGUAUUUGGACUUUAUUGGGAAUGUUUGGAGUAGGGGUAUAUGCUUCUCCACAUGGCAAAAGAAGGUAUAGUAUAGCUGGGAGCACUAUUUGCAGUUUUCAACUUCAAAUUCCAUGACAGUACAGCCAUAACAACGUAAGACUGCUUCAGCUGUGGAGCACUCUCUUAGAAAUAUAAAUUAAAUCUUUUCUUGCCGUAUGUACAAUAACAUCACCAUGAAAUAUUCCACAGCAUAAUGGCUCAUAUCUUAGGCACUUAAAGCAUGAUUCUCGUCUUUUCCCAUAAUUUUUGAGAUGAGAAUAUUGGUAUUCAGUUCUUUUAUACCAGCUUGAAAAUACUUCCAGAUUAGUAACCUAUGUGAAGAGUUGAAUACUGCCAUUUGUUGAAUACUUAGAGAAGAUUGGAAGCUAUAUUGGUGACCAGGUGCUUGUCUUUCCCUUCAUUCGUUUUGCUACACACACCCAUAGGCAACCUUCUGAACCUAAGGGGUGACUGCUUCUCCAUUUCUACUUUCAGCAAAGAUAUAAACUAUUCCGUAUGGCACCUAUUUAAUUCUAAACAAAAAGGCUGAUCACUAAGAAGCUAGACUAUGACUCUGCAUAAAAUUGUUAAUUAUAAUGUAUCAACCAUAACCUGGAACCAACAGAUUGCAAAUGUAUUUCUUUUUCCAUUGCAGAUUGCGAGCCUUGUGCAGAUUGCAACAACAGCGAAUAGUUUGCACACCCAUCAGUAUGUUGAUGAAGAUCUAAAUUUAGCCAUAGAUAACUUUAACAGCCUUGUACAUACAGAUAUUGAGAAGCAACUUAGAGAUACAGCUGAGAAAUUAGACAAUGAUUUUGGACUGAAGGACAGUGAUGGCAGUUUAACCAGGACAGUGAAUAAAGCGCUACCCUACAAGACUAAAGUUACCAAGACACAGCUAAUAGUAACACUCGUGUUUGCUAUUAUCCAGGCUAUCUGUGGCAUACUUCUCCUCUUCGGAGCCAUUCAGGAAAAGGCUGGUAUGCUACUUCCAUGGGUGGUUGUGGAAACCCUGGUGGUCAUAGCAUCAACUGUCGUAGGCAUUAUCACAUGCAUUGCUCUCAUCGCAGUAGCUGAAACUGCUACUGCUGGCUUUAUUGCAGUUGUUUUUGUCGUCCUUUAUGUGUUGCUCAGUGUGUACUUCCUGCUGGUCGUGUACAGCUACUACCAGACCCUCCGUGAGAACCCACGCCGAUACGUUUGAAGAUCUGCUAUUCUGGCAGGCAGACAGAGGAAGGUGUGUGCACCUUUGUAACUGAGGUGGAUGCAGUUGGGGCAGUUUCAGUCAUCGUCUCUUCUACAAAAUGUGUUGCUGGUGAAAUUGCUUCCAACUCUCAGGUUUAUUCUUGCGUGCACCACCACUGGUUUUGAAAGUGCUUCUGGAAUCCAGAUGCAACAUUCAUUACACAUUGUGUUUAUAUUUCAUCAGCUGUACACCUCAGCCUCAACUUGCUAUUUCCAUUUACACAAAGAGAGAAUUUCAUAAAUAAUUCCAGAUACCAUUGAGAAGUACAAGAAUUCAUUUCACACUGUUUUCCAUAGAGUUUUGUAUAUAUGUCUCACGUGUUUCAUCCGCACACAGUCUGUAUUUUUAUGAUACAUGAUUUUAAACUGCAGUUCUCAAAUAUCUCUUAAAAUCUGUACACAAGAAUGUACACAAUUCUUCAGCUAAUUUUAAUGUGAUAGUAAGAAGUAGCUUUAAAACAAAUUUCAAAAUCAAAAUAGUAUCUAUGUUAAUAUGUUAUAAAAAUAUGUUCUGUAACUAAAUUGACUGAGUUCUGCAUAACAAAGGCUGCAAUCAGUUUUAGGAGAUUUAAAUCAUUCAUAAAGCAGAACUGCACUGAAACAAGUAUGUCUUAAAAACAAGAUUUACAAAUGUGGUAUCAUUGUAAGACUUAAUGUAUUCAAUUCUGAUUUUCUUAUCUCUUUUGGUUUUUCUGUAGUAUGACUGCUGUGCAGAAAUGCUGGUGUUCUCCUCAGCACUUCACACUGUUUUCUCUUCCUCGGGCACUUCAACUAAUUCUGUUUGUGAUUUACUCUGUCUUACUAGGCAGUGUAAUAUGCACUUCAUAUGUCAAGUAGCAGAAAGGAACAUGGAUUUUUGUUAUUAUUGGUUUACAGACAUCAGCAUUGCACAUGCAACUACAAUUUUUUGCAUAUUCACUGAAAAUGUUUUAUCUUAACACCUUUGUCUGUUUAUCACUGGAGAUUGUGUUUCAGUUCCCUAGGGUGCCUCAAAUUAAGUUUUUUUAAUGCAAGUUUAGGCAACUCAUCUCUCUUCUGCACAGUAUGUUUUGUUUAAUUUUGCACAUGUAACACUUAGGGUUGGGGUAGUCGGUUUUGCUGGUGAGAUACCCUGCUUCUCUGGUGUUGCAGGUGACCCAACAGUAAAGACUCACAACCACCCUAAUAAAUGGCUCUCUUUUGAUCCUCCUCUGCACUCUUACCAGCCUGCCCCUGUUUUGCAAGCAUAUCUUUCAUAGUCAUAUGAGAUUCAGCUUAAAAACCACCAGCCAAUCUCUGUCAGUGAAAUACACUCUUAUUUAACUCAUUUUGCAUUAGCACAGCUUCAAGUUCACGUCACUACGCUUGGCUUUUGUAGUGAAGCAUCUACUUGAUGUGUGCUGUUCCUUGUAUCAGGAGAAAUCCUAUUUACUUCCAUUAUGUGCAUUUCUGUUACUGCAUUUCCAUUUUUGUAAGUGAAUGAUGAUUGUCUUCAUCUUAUAUUGUGUAUAGUUUGUAGAACAAAUGUAUUAUGUUUUCACUAUUUGAUGUUACUGACUGAAGAAGAAUAAUGCUUGAAUGUAUUUUUAUUGAAAUUAAUAAAUGACAAAUUUCUGUACUCUUA
Molecule: messenger RNA, 4032 nt
Organism: Schistocerca gregaria
Lineage: Eukaryota; Metazoa; Arthropoda; Insecta; Orthoptera; Acrididae
Exons: 5
Coding region: 1753-2388 (211 amino acids)
Source: RefSeq, a predicted model, not a curated record